Rhododendron vialii is the source of this 2625-nucleotide messenger RNA. Its product is annotated as MADS-box transcription factor 23-like. Lineage: Eukaryota; Viridiplantae; Streptophyta; Magnoliopsida; Ericales; Ericaceae. The transcript is spliced from 9 exons. The record is from RefSeq and is a predicted model, not a curated record. Bases 606 to 1391 code for a protein of 261 amino acids. Gene Ontology annotation, biological process: positive regulation of transcription by RNA polymerase II. Gene Ontology annotation, molecular function: protein dimerization activity; DNA-binding transcription factor activity, RNA polymerase II-specific; RNA polymerase II cis-regulatory region sequence-specific DNA binding. Gene Ontology annotation, cellular component: nucleus.
CGGAACCACAUGUAGGCUGUAUUGGGCAAUAGCCCAGGUGGUUUUCUGGAAAACCAAAAAAAAAAAUUUAUAUUUAUAAUUUUAGCUUAAUUCAUUUUUUUCUUUUAGCUCAACCUAUCCCACCAACCCAUUUUGGCCCAGCCUUCUCAGCCUCUUUGUUAACAUACGUUCUCUAGCUCCCUCUCUCCUGCGUUCUUUCUUUUCUUGCGUUCUCUGUCGUUCUCUCUCUCUACCACCGACCGUCAAGGGAUGGUUCUUGUUGAUUAUUGAAAACUGAAAACCCAGUUAAAUAGACUCAAGAAAUUUCAUGAAAACCCAGUUAAAUCAGCUGGUGUGCUUAAAUUUGCACUUAUGUUGUUAUUUCAUAGAGGUUACCCGUAUGCAUAUUAUAUACAUUGUUUAACCCACCAAAAAAAAAAUUGGAAUAGUUCAGGGCAGAAUCCAUUCCCACUGCCCUUGAUAGCAGUGCUUCUUUUCUUCUUAUAAAAAGACCUUGACUUCAACCUGAAACAAAUGCUCUCACAACAAAAAGUACUCAUACAUUCCAUUUUCAGAUCUGAAGUUCCAUUUACUCGCAGAAACCCUAGAAUCUAGAAAGUGAGAGCAUGGGGAGAGGAAAGACUGUGAUAAGAAGGAUCGAUAACACAACGAGCAGACAAGUGACUUUUUCCAAGCGAAAGAACGGACUCCUGAAGAAGGCGAAGGAGCUGGGCAUCCUGUGUGACGCAGAAGUAGGUCUGAUCAUCGUCUCCAGCACCGGCAAGUUGUAUGAGUAUUCAAGCACCAGCUUGAAGUCAGUAAUUGAAAGAUACAACAAAUCCAAAGAGGAGCAUCAUCAACUACAUAAUCAAGCAUCAGAAGUCAAGUUUUGGCAAAGGGAAGCAGCAAUCUUGAGGCAACAAUUACACAACUUGGAAGAAAACCAUCGGCAGUUGAUGGGACAAGAGCUAUACGGUUUGACUGCCAAAGAUCUACAAAAUCUAGAGAGCCAACUGGAGAUGGGUUUGCGAGGUGUCCGCAUGAAAAAGGACAAGAUUCUAACAGAUGAGAUACAAGAGCAAAACCGAAAGGGACACCUUAUGACUCGAGAAAAUGCAGAACUUUACGAGAAGGUAAACCUCAUCCGUCAAGAAAACAUGGAAUUGUAUAAGAAGGUUUAUGGAGCAAGCAAUUUGAUAGCGAUUUCUACAAACACACAAAAUUCUUAUGGUUUCAGCAUUACGGAUGACUCAUAUGUGCCCAUCCAUCUCCAGCUAAGCCAACCUCAGCAGCAGAGUCAAGAGGUGACACCAAAGGCUACAAGAUCAGGGAGAACAUGCUUCGUUGUGAAAGAAGCUUCCAGGAUUCAACCCGAAUCAGAUAAACAUUUGGCACCGUCUCACAAAGGGUGAGCAGAUGUCGAUUGGGUGAAAAGGUUUCUACAGUUGCAUGCAAUUUUCAUGUAUUUCUGUUAAUCAUAAUGCUAUGCUGUGUUUCUAAGGUUCCAAACUCAUAAACCUGGAAAAUCAUAAUGGCUGCCAUAGUACUUUACUGAUGCUACCCGUGUAAAUAAAAUGUUGGAGUAUGUUGCGAUUCUUGCGAAGAAAAGCUGGGAGCAUCCACUUUACAACUACAAUGCACAGGUUUAAAUCUACAUCAAAUAACCCUCCCAGCAUCCUCAAAUAACAAGGACAGAUAACACAUAAUACCCACAUCUUGUAAUGCAGAUAUGAGAUAACUGAGCAGCAUUUUAGUCAUAUUUGUCGUACUGGUGUCAAAAAAGAGAAAAAUAAACUAGUGUGCACCAUUGAGACAGGAUUACAAAAUGAAUUAAUGCCUUCAAUGUUCACUUCAAGAAACAAAAUAAGUCAAAGAGAGGAUACCUGGGAGAUAGUUUAGCCUUCUAAAGUUACUAAUCCGAAGUUUCUGCAGUUGUAGAUGAAUAGGUAAAAACAGAAAAAUGACAGUAGGGAGGAAAUUAAAUUAAGAACAAAUCAAAAGAAAUCUGCCAGAAAAAGGUAAGAACUGGACCAUUGCCAGUUAAUUAAGCGACCCCCAUCACUUUCACUCCCAUGUCAGCAUUUGGAAGGAGAGUUUUGUAGGUCCAUAUGCAGGAAGAUAAUACCUCAAAAGGCUCGGGGAUCCUGUAGGGCAGCUGAUGCGGACAUCCAUUUCGACGCCGAUGGGCUCGGAUUUAGCUCCUAUUGAUUUGGACCGCCCAUUACUUGAAUUAAAAUCCGAGCCAUCCAUUGUCGAAAUAGACGGCCGAAUCAGCCCACCCUACAGGAUCCCCGAGUCCCAAAAACAAUGUCCACCAUCCUCAAAUACAUUCUAAUAUGAAGUACAUCUAUAUUGAAUGAUUUUUAUUGUAGAUUUCCUAUAUGUUCUUGAAGUCGAAUUCAUUGGACCUAUUCUAACAUGGACAAGCACUAGUUGAUCAGAAGCAAUAUAGAAAAGAUAUCAACAUUUAGCCCCGAUUAGGGCUACGGGAAGUUGAACCGGGGCCUUGACCAACCAAGUUCAACUUCUUACCACUAAACCAACCCCUUAUUGGUGAUGCUCACAUUGCCUAGCAAUACUCAUCAUUUAUCCAUUGGAAUUUAUAUCAAUUGGAUUCGGCCAACAAACACACAAAGCGCAAAAGAA